GCAAAGCGUGAGACUGCCUACGGGGAGAAGCCGGAGGCAGUGAAGACACACCUGAGAAACAUGGUCAUCGUGCCAGAGAUGAUCGGGAGCGUGGUUGGCGUUUACAACGGCAAGCAGUACAUCAACGUGGAGAUCAAGCCAGAGAUGAUCGGACACUACUUGGGAGAGUUUUCGAUUACCUACAAACCGAUCAAGCACGGCCGCGCGAAGGCGGUAAAAGGCCGGCACGAGUCGGGGUGCUGGUAUGGUCUGGUGCUACCACGGACUUUGCUUUUGCUUGAUGUUUGGUUUCUCAGCGUGUUGGUCCUCGGAAGGCUGAAAGCGCAUGCAGAAGUAUCGGAUGGAUUCGUGUUGUUACCAUCCUUGGUGGAGACUGAAGCCUCCACGAGCUCACCUCAGCCUCAGAUGCCACGAUUGGACCUCCUUUCCAUGGGAUCAGAUUCCCAGAAAAUCGGUGACCUCGAAACAUGGGUGAUGUCUAUGGUUGGGAAAGUGGAAAUGGACAAUGCUACCGUCGGAUUCAUUGAUCAAAUCCGACAGAUGGUGGAAGACAUGAUACCCCAGGUAUUGAACCGGAGUGCAGCUUCGGUCCAGGAGUUGAGGCGUCUACUCGAGGCCUUCACGCAUUGCCGUUUGGAAAAAGUACUCCAAGAGGACCUGGCAGAGCUGCAAGAACGCCACUUGUACUGCAGGGGGAACGAGAGCCGCCAGGCAAUCGCAACUGCAGAGGUCAAACAGUCGGAAUGCACCAAGUUCGUGGCGAUAGACCAAAUCCCGUCCCAUGAUGAGUGCGGAGUGCCGCAACAUCCUGACACGAUGCGAUACUAUGCAGAGGCAUUGAGAAACAAGUUCAAAGACAAAUAUGACGAGUGGGUUCGAAGGAGAGAAAGCUGUGAUACGGCUGCCAACAGCACGGAGUCGCUUCGACUCAGGAAAGCUGCUUUGGAGGAGCAACAGCAGCAACUACGAGCCAUUUGCAAUUCGCUUCAGGACGAGCUGGAUCAUCGCAUUUGUGGAGGAAAGGUUGCUGCAGAAAGGCGCUGCCACAGCUACGAGGAGUGCUAUGAGCGAGCCCGGGCAAACUUCCUGGAGCAGAACAAGACAGUGGCAGCUUUGGAGAAAGAAAUGAAGCAGGAAUAUCGCGCAUUGAAGCGGAUCAUUUGCAUCCUCAAAGCCUUCGAAGGCGGUGUUGAAGAGAAGGAGCUGGAAGUGUGCAGAUCGAGAACUGUGAACCUUGAUCCUGUGGGCAUCGACUGGACUCCAUUCAAGAUUCUGCCGCCGCAGACUACGUGUUCUGCAAGAAAGUUGUGGCCGUGGCCCAAUGCUUCGUCCGCGGAGUAUGCCGCCGAUGUGUACGGGUCAGUUCCCACCGACGUGGCGCUUAAAGAAUGUAGCGCUGUACCCUGCUGCCAGACGGUGUACAGUUGA
Symbiodinium necroappetens is the source of this 1428-nucleotide messenger RNA. NCBI's taxonomy places the organism in Eukaryota, Dinophyceae, Suessiales, Symbiodiniaceae. The record is from the annotation of a GenBank genome assembly.